GUUUCUGCAUUGUUAAGCCAACAGGUUUAUAAAUUUUCGGAAUAAUUUCUUAAAUUUUACUCAUCUUUGUAAAGCAAAUUGAUCAAUAAUAAUUACUUUCAUCAUCAUCAUCAUCAUAAGUCGUCGAUAAGUAGGUCUGGCUGCCAUGGAUGAGCAAAUAAUCGCGGGAAUUCUAGUCUGUUUGCCUCCAAAAUCAGUUUACAGAUUCCGGCCUGAAUCGAAGUCAUGGAAUCAUUUGAUUUCCCAUCCCCUUUUCAUCCAGAGAUACGACAGCCGGCUGAGGCGGCGCGGCGGUGCUGGUUUGUCGGCCAUGUUUCAAGGUGCAUCAGCCCGGCCUGAUUACCUCCCACCCGGAAAGAAAUCUGUGAUGAACAUACUACGUCUUGACCUGCCCGGACGCGUAUACCAUACAGCCGGCUGUACGGCUGGCACCGUACAGCCGGUGGCAUUUUUGUAAAUUUGAUGAACUUCAUGAAUUCUCUUAUAUGAGCAUUGAUGCAAGUUGGAUGAGCAUCGAGUUUGUUCUUCUGAGUAUUAGGAGUCUAACAAUGAGCACCAGUGAUCCCUGCUUCAUAUCUUCUAAUUCAGUUUCUUUUUAUUAAUUUUCGUUUAUAAAAAAUUCUUAAAUUGUGUUUAAAAUUAAUUUCAAUAUGUCAAUCUAAUGUAGUAUGAUA
This is a messenger RNA of Cuscuta epithymum, 674 nucleotides long. NCBI's taxonomy places the organism in Eukaryota, Viridiplantae, Streptophyta, Magnoliopsida, Solanales, Convolvulaceae. The record is from the annotation of a GenBank genome assembly.